AGAGAUGGGGGCAUCCUGAUCUCCCUGGGGAUGGCCAUCAAUGGGGAGUGCUUUGUAGUGCUCCUGCAUGGCAGAGGGAUGGACUGAAUGCCCCUGGGGUUUCUUCCAACUCCAUGAUUCUCUGAUCCCUCCAGGGAGGGCAGAGCUUGGGUUGGUGCUGCUGGUGCUGAAGGGACAGCUCCCUGCGGAGCUCAGGCAAGCGCCUCCUUCCUCCGCUUCAGCACUAAGGAGGCGGACAGCUCCCCGGUUUAAAGGAAGGCGGAUCCGCAGGCGCUACAGAAGGGCUCGGGAUGAAUGGCGAGUGUUGGGGGCUCUUCCAAAGAUUUCUCCAAGGUUCACACUGCUGGAGGGAGAAAGAGAAAGAAAGGAAGAGGCUGUCCUGAGGCUGGCCAACGCUGAAAGGCACCGCAGCCCUUCCUCUGCUCCAGGCGCCCAGGAAUGUAACCCACUAUGCUGGUGCUCAGGUUCCUCAAUGUGGUGGCUCCUGCCUAUUUCCUGUGCAUCUCCAUCGUGACCGUUGGCCUCCAGCUUUUUCUUUUCAUCCCCAGCAUGUUCCAAGACCCUUCGGCCACCCCUCUCUUCUCCUCUGCUCUCCUGCACGGAGCCCUCUUCCUCUUCCUCUCAGCCAAUGCUCUGGGAAACUAUAUCCUUGUGAUACAGAACACCCCUGAGGACUUGGGUGUUCAGGAGGACCUGGGCUUAGCCAAACCAGUGGCCCCUGAGUCAGAAGAGGGUGGGAAUGGGUACCCUGGUUCAGUGUUGCCUGCUGGCACUCACUUCUGCAAACUGUGUGCCAGAGUCACCCAAAGGCACGACCACCACUGUUUCUUCACAGGGAACUGCAUUGGGAGCAGGAACAUGCGGAACUUUGUCAUGUUCUGCCUGCACACCUCUUUGGCUUGCCUCGAUUCCAUGGUGGCCGGGGUGGCUUAUAUUUCUACUGUGCUCUCCACCUCCUUUGCCAGCCCACUGGCUUUCCUCACACUUCUGCCUCACUCCAUCAGCCAGUUCUUCUCAGGAGCUCUUCUCAGCUUGGAAAUGUUCGUCAUCCUCAUGCUUUACCUCUGGCUGGGGAUUGGACUUGCCUGUGCUGGCUUCUGUUGCCACCAAAUUCUGCUGAUCCUGCGAGGGCAAACCAGGUACCAGGUGCGGAAAGGGAUGGUGACACAAGCCCGGCCCUGGAAGAAGAACCUGGAGGAGGUCUUUGGGAAGAGAUGGCUGCUGGGACUUCUCAUCCCCAUGCUCAACGUUGGAAGUGACUAUCACAGGCAAAAAGAGAAGUGAGGCUUCACACACACCUCUACCCCAGCACAGAUGGACAUGCACAUAGGUGUGUACACAUAGGCACAUACACAAGUACAUGCACACAUGCUCUUACUGUGCUGAAAUGCAGCCCUCUGGGUGGUUUGAUCCUUUCCUUCACUCCUCAAGGUUCAAAUUGGGGAGAGCGCAGAUGAGCUCCCUCUGUCAGCUCCGGCUCCUCAUGCGGGGAGAUGAGAGAAGCCUCCCACAAGGAUGAUAAAACAUUAAAAAAAAUCUGGGUGUCUCCUGGGCAACGUCCUUGCAGAUGGCCAAUUCUCUCACACCAGAAGUGACUUGCAGUUUCUCAAGUUACUUCUGACACACACACACACACACACACACAAAACUCCUCAGGCCUUGCUACCUAGAAGAAGAGAAGUGAUUCCCAAGUGUAACAAGGCUAAUUCUGUGCUGUAGAGGGGGAAAGGUGAUGAAUUGUCAUGUGAGAUACAGGGAAAAUAUGGCACUGAAUUAGUGAGAUAGUGGAACCAGGGUUUCCAGGACCUGAUUGUCAGGGCUUUUUGAUUGACAGGGUCAAUGACACCAUCUGCCACUACCUGUGGGCUUCCCUGGAGCUUUCCAGUUCUCAGGAUAAUACUGAGCUGUGGGUGGAUUCUUUCAGAGACAAUCUUGUUAGGAAUUCUCUGCCAAAAUGAAAAAUGUCAGGGGCACCAUUGGUGUGAAUGGGUAAUUAAGAUCAGUUUGCUUUACAAAAGGCCUAUUUCUGAUUAUUAUGAAUGCUGCCAGAUCUGGCAAGUUGGUAUAUGAAUCCAUAUAGCUGCUUGCCCAUUUCUUUUGGGGGAGGGGGGAGGCGGGAGGAUUCUUUUUGCAGAUAUAAUUAUUAAUGCAUGUCUGCACUUCAAAAUGGCCCACUGCAGCACUGGCAGCCAUCAUUAGGUUGUUAAAUAUAGGCAUCCGGUCCUUCCUUGGGCCUGUGGAUCAUUUUAGCACUAUAUUUCCCUCUUGUUCCUUUCUACCUUGUCUUUCCUGCUUAACAUGCAGAAGAAAUAGGAACAGCAGAACCUUCCGCCAUAUGAAAAAGUAGGCUGUGUCGUCACGAACAAGCUGUAAGUACAGCAUAGGUUCCUGUGGGACUUGCCCAAUGUGUGAACCAAAGGUUUUUUUCUCCCCUUUCAGUAUUAAAAACUGACCCCAAUAGGAAAAAAAAGAUGCCAUUUUCAGAAAGUGUGCAAGGUGAGUAUAGAAUGCAAAGUGAUAGAGAGUUCGGCAAAUGGAGUUCAGAAAUUGAACAUUUAAGUGCCAACUUCCCUGUCAGCUCUAUUCAUUCCGGAGUGAAGGAAUAGCAGUUCAUGUUCUGACUGUCUGGCGAAUCAGGAUACCAGGUUUGCAAGUUGGUCUUUUAUUAUUGGGGUGGCAGAAAGACUCAUUUUCCAACCCCCUUGCAACAUUUUGAAGCCAGUCUGGAUUCACAUACCAACAAAGAAGGUUAUUGGAGUGAAGCAUAAUGAUGCCCAAAGGUUCAAGGAAUGGACAAGCUAACUGCCUUGUUCCAGAAUGUUUGAACUACAAUUCCCACCCUCCCAGCCAACAUGGUUUAGGACAAUGGGAGAGUGUAGUCCCACCCAUCUCAGGGAAGGAGCAAGGUAGGGUCAGCUGAUACUUGAAUGAUACUUGAAUUUAAGGGAAACAGCGGACUUUCAGCUGUGUUUUGCAGUCAGGGGAAAUACAAAAACACAGAACUCCAUCUCUUGCCUGGAGACUGCAGGAGGCAUCAUUUUGCCUGUGUCAGGAAGCAACCAAGAGAAACAGCCAGCUGAAUUAUUGAGUAGGAAAGGCUCUAAGUAGCAAGCCCUUGAAUGUCGGCCCCUAGAUUAGCACUUUACCAUAUGUAAUUCUUUCAUGAUUAAUAGGGUGAAGAGUUCAUACUGUACAUGGGAGAUAAGAGGCAGUUCAAGGAUCAAAACCCUCCAGUCUCAUUUUAAAAAGGAAGAAAGGAAGAUUUAUUUUAAUGGCCUCUGUACAGCGAGCUCACUCUCACAAGAUACCCUAAUUUGUCUUGAUGAUGGCCUCUGAAGACCACCUAUUCCUAAGAAGAGCUUGCCCAAAUGGCUUCUCCAGAUAUGUUGGAUGAUGAGACUACAAGCUCCAUCCUCCUCAGCUGGCAUGGAAAGUGCCCAAGUAUGUUAUCGUCCAAGGCCUCAAGAGGAUUGUCUAGAACAAUGUUUCUCAACCUGUGGGCCGGGACCCUGGGACGGGUAGCAAGGGAGUUUCAGAGGGGUUGCCAGAUAUAUUUCUGAUGCUCUUAGGAACCUCUUUGGCAGAGAAGACUGAAGAUCUCUGCCUGUCCUUCUCUUCCUUUUUGGAAACAUACAGCGAAUCCUUCCACCAAAAGCUCUCAUCUGCUGUGAUUGGCUGGCCUCUCAGCUGGCCUCUCAGCCAAAGGGAGAGCUGUUUCUGAGACUCCAAGUGGGAAGAGGAGAGCAGGUGUGCUCUGCACAUGGCAGCAUGGUGCACAUGUGCAGGUGAGGGAGAGCGUGCGAGGCUGGAGGGAGGUUCGCACUAGCGAAUCCCUUCAAGACGUGGGAGUUCUGUGUGGGAAGUUAGGCCCAAUUCUAUCAUUGGUGGAGUUCAGAAUGCUCUUGAUUGUAGCUGAAGUAUAAAUCCCAGCAACUACAAUUCCCAAAUGACAAAAUCAAUCCCGCCCCCCACAACCCCACCAAUAUUCAAAUUUGGGCAUAUCAGGUGUUUGUGCCAAUUUGGUACACUGAAUGAAAAUACAUCCUUCAUAUUAGAUAUGUACAUUACAAUUUACAACAGUAACAAAAUUACAGUUAUGAAUUAGCAACAAAAAUAAUUUUAUGUUUGGGGGUCACCACAACAUGAGGAACUGUAUUAAGAGGUUGUGGCAUUAGGAGGGUUGAGAAACACUGGUCUAGAAUGUUACUUCCAGUUAUGUAUUCAUUCGGUUCAAUGGAGGCCAUUAGCAGAGUCAAUCCAAGGACUGGUUGGGUCAGUAUAUCAGCUGUAAAAUAUUUUGGUGCAAGAUGUAGCUCUCUGUGUACCAGGACUCUACAGUGAAAGGUGCCUUAUUCUAAAAGAGGAAUGAGAGAGAAAUUGAGAGGGAGAGCGGGAGAGAGAGAAACAAGGAGAGAGACACACUGUCAUCCCGUUUCAGUUCAGCAUCUUUUGUUCUAUUGCUGGUAGGGUUUUCUGCACAAACUUAAAAAUUCACCCAUCCAUCUUUUGGGUUGGGUACUUGCAUCAGCAAAAUUUAGAUCAAAGCACAUGGGCCAGGAUAUCAAAUGAUGACAUUCGCCCACAAAAUGAGCAAGGAGAAAGCAUAAGAAAACACACCUCACCUUUUCUGUAUGCAGUUUGUUUGUUUGCCUGCUUGCUUGUUUAUUUAUAGCAUUACCCUUGAUACCGGUGUUUCUGGGGUCAUCAACAAUAUGAUAGGAAAAUGUUAAAAACCAAGCAAUUAAAACAGCCCAAGUGGAAUAAAACUAUAAUACACAUGAGCACCAUGAACUUAAAGCAUAAUAGAUGUUUACAAGUCUAAAUUAUUUUAAUAGCUUUUAAUCUGUUCUGUUUUAAGUGUUAUAGUUUAAUAGACUUUCAGGAUUCUUUUCAAAAUGUUCAGAUUAUUUAUUUUUAUUAUAAAAAGUUUAUAUUGAUUGUAUUAUGUACUGCUUUGAAGAUUCUUGGAUGAGAUAGAAAUAUUUUUUAAAAAUGAACAAACAAAUGCAGUGUGUUGUCGAAGGCUUUCAUGGCUGGAAUCACUGGGUUGCUGUGAGUUUUCUGGGCUGUAUGGCCAUGUUCCAGAAACAUUCUCUCCUGAUGUUUCACUCACAUCUAUAGCAGGCAUCCUCGGAGGUUGUGAUGAACCAACCUGGACACAGCAUAUUAUUUGAGAACACAGAAAUGCUGGGCCACUCUAACAACUACCAUGUCCGGCUACACAGAGAAGCCAUUGAAAUCCACAAGCAUGUGGACAAUUUCAACAGAAAGGAGGAAAUAUACUGGCUACUAGUAUUUUAAAAAACCUCUAAGAUCAGGACAUUAAAUAAAGAGCAGCACUCAAAAAAUAGGGCAACACGAGACAAGAAUCAAUCAGGGGCAGCUAACACAUCCAACAAAGGAUUCCCACAGGCCCAACCAGCCAAGCUUUGAGGUUGCAAGGCCAUUAAAUGUUAAUCAAGGUGGUCAACAUUCACACUUGCCUCAAACAGACAAGAGUUAUUUCUCCCACCCUGGACCUUCCACAGAUAUA
Anolis sagrei ordinatus is the source of this 5533-nucleotide messenger RNA. RefSeq names its product zinc finger DHHC-type palmitoyltransferase 22 (gene ZDHHC22). Gene Ontology annotation, molecular function: palmitoyltransferase activity. Gene Ontology annotation, biological process: protein palmitoylation. The record is from RefSeq and is a predicted model, not a curated record. Lineage: Eukaryota; Metazoa; Chordata; Lepidosauria; Squamata; Anolidae. Gene Ontology annotation, cellular component: Golgi apparatus.